This is a messenger RNA of Acaulospora colombiana, 1786 nucleotides long. Lineage: Eukaryota; Fungi; Glomeromycota; Glomeromycetes; Diversisporales; Acaulosporaceae. The record is from the annotation of a GenBank genome assembly.
UCGGGAUAGGAUUCGAGGUGAAGACUCCGGAACCGGGAUCGGGUAUGGGCUCUAUAACAUCCAUCGUAGUGUACAGUUGCUUGAAAUAAGCUGCAAUGUGGAAUAUAGCAACGCCACGGUAUUUGCAUUGGAUUUUCUGUGGAAAGAUGACGCUCAGCAUUCACAUAAUGCCACUGGACGGGCACUCCGACAACGGAAUGAGUCUCUGAUAAUGAUAGCUUGUACUCACAUUAAUAAACUAGAAUCGUUUUCUAGACUUCACGACCUCAAUCCACCGCGCUCUCCGACCCGUAAGCCUAGAGAGACAGGGUUUGAGUCGAAAUUGAGAAAGCUAGGUUCAGCUAUAUGUGGUACGGGUUCAAGAUGUUUGCGCCUUCACGACGGUGGAUCGGAGUUUGGUUUGCCCCUAUCGAGUUCCCCAAACCAACUAUACGAAGACCUCCUCGCAGCACCAUAUGCCCUAAACCAGCUCGAAGGAGAGGCAUACUCGCCCUCCAAAGACUCGCAAACGGAUGGGGUGAUUCGGUGCAUCUGCGCUACGCAUUGGGACGAUGGCCAAAUGGUACAAUGCGACUCUUGCCAAACCUGGCAACACGCGAAAUGCUACAAGGUGGACUUCGAACAACUGAAGAAGGAUAGCGCCGCUGCCUGGAUCUGUGUCGUUUGCGACGAGGCGAAGUGGAGCGCCGCUACCCUUGACUCAGAGUGGGCAAAAGGAAUGCAGAAAAGAGAGGAGGAGAGGGAGAGGGUAGCGGCUCUGGCGAGACAGAUAGAAAGCCAGAGUAGAAGCGCGGCUGGCAAGAAAGGUCGAGGUGUUCGCCGAGCGAUCAACACAGUGGCUGCCUCAGGCGGCGCUUUGGCUUCGAUCUUGAAUGAAGGUGGAAGGCAAUCCAAUGAUGAUCGACCCGAGGUAAAGGACGAGAUUGACUCCUGGCGAAGAGUGUACAUUCCCAUUGCACGUAAUAUCGUCGACGGCGACCUGUCGCCCACAAUAUCCCGCUAUAACCAAUCCUAUGGUCCUAAAUCCCGCUUCCUCGAGGCAGCUCUUGAAACUACCAAAGGAUGGGCGUCUAGCGUAUCAAAAGGAAAAGGGAAAGAAAUAGCCGACUACGAUAUUACUAGCCGCUCACUCCCUGUGGUUGUUUCGUACGACGAGCUCAAGAUGGCCGAAACAGAGUCGCUUUUAUUUGUCAAGGCAAGCCACCAAAGUGACCCUGGAACGUCAAAUCCUCGAGCGCCGUCCCCUCUUCGAUCAGGAAGCCCUUCUUCCAGCCGCCCACACCCCAAUAUAUCCACACACUCUCCUGUGGUUCCUAUUGGUGCGAACAUGCAGGGCUCUUUAUCGCCUAGCUUGGAGCAUCCAACCGCGUCAAUCACCAGACAUGGCAUUAACCCAGAAUUACCAAGGUCUAACGAAUUCAGGGUUUCCUCAAGUCCUCCAGCGAGUCGACCUUUAGGCCCGACUAACUCUGCACCAAUCAAUGGCUUUCCUGGCACCCAAGGUACCAUUCCUGCCCAGCCUGAUCACAACGCAGAUCUACUUCAUAGCGUGCCUGGGAAUGCGGAAUUGAAUCCGAUUAAGGAUAUAUAUUCUGCACAGAUGUACUCGUUGCAUGCUUCAGAGGACACAGCCGCUCGAACUCUUCUUGCGCUGUAUCCGUCAAACGUCAUCUCACAUCCAUCCUACAUGGCAUCCCCUGCAAAUCAGUACUUUCACAUAGGACUCCCAAAGCCAUAUGUGAAAAUCCUUGGAGCACCCCUUGAGGUCGCCUUAGAUGCCCGAGUG